UUGCAGAUUCGAAACGCUUUAUGUUGCGCUUAUUAAGUAGACAGAUUAUACGUCGGGGGAUUGGUGCUGUAAUUAAUGAACCAUGGGUUUCUUCUGCCAGGAAUUAUUCUUUCGGGUCGAGGUAUCCACUAUCAUCAGUGUUCAGGAGUAUUGAUAGGCAGCUGCAGGAAAUUGAGCGACAGUUUGAUCGAGUCUUUUGGAAUUCACGCGAUUGGUUUGAUAGUUUUCGACCUAUAGGAGUUCGCGAACACCCCUCGCAAAUAGAAUCAUAUCGCGUUCUGAAUCCAGUCGUGGAAGAAGACGGCGUAAAAAAAUUCUUUUUGGAACUCGAUGUUCGCAGAUUCAAGCCAGACGAGGUCACUGUCAAGACCAAUGCGAAGGAAAAUACUCUGACGGUUGAAGCAAAACACAAAGAUGACGAAACGAAGUUUGAAUAUUUGCGUAAAAUCACACUACCGCAAGGAGUGGUUAGUAAAGAUAUGACAUGCCACUUCACGUCGGAUGGAAUUCUGCAAAUCAAAGCACCAUAUAAUCCACCACAAGAAGCCAUCACCGUUGAUACGGAGAUUCCCGUAAAACAUGAAUGAGUGCACAGUAAUUUUGGUUGGAACUCAAGCAUUUCGGUUUACUGAGCAAGGAUGGGAUGUACUGACGAAGGAUUUCAUAAUAUUAACCGAUCAUAUCCAUGAGACCGUGCAAUUAAUCCGUUUUUGAUGAUCCCUGACAGUAUAUAACAUAAAGCAUUAAUUUAGAACUAGGG
Molecule: messenger RNA, 760 nt
Organism: Loa loa (African eye worm)
Lineage: Eukaryota; Metazoa; Nematoda; Chromadorea; Rhabditida; Onchocercidae
Exons: 4
Coding region: 21-587 (188 amino acids)
Biological process (GO): protein refolding; response to heat
Molecular function (GO): protein folding chaperone
Source: RefSeq, a predicted model, not a curated record